This is a messenger RNA of Symbiodinium sp. CCMP2592, 1728 nucleotides long. The record is from the annotation of a GenBank genome assembly. Lineage: Eukaryota; Dinophyceae; Suessiales; Symbiodiniaceae.
AUGGCGCUCCUACCUCAGCCCGCUCGUUUUGCCUCCUCGGAGGUGAAGGGUGCUCCACUCCAAGGAGGCCUUCCGCCCUAUUGUGGACGUUUGCAGACGUCCAAGCUGGAUGUGCUGAUCAUCGGUGUUGCACACCGUGACGAUGGCACAUCUGGAGAGGCAGCCAGACGAAUGAUCCAAAGCUUCGAGCCUGAGAUCUGUCUCGUGGAGCUGGACCAGCAGCGCUUCUCCCGGCUCCUGGCCUUUCGGCAAGGCCUGCCCUGGCCUUACGCACCGCUGCGGGGGGCGAAUUAUCAGCCUAGCCCACAAGUGCAAGCGAUGCGCGAGGUGUUGUUCUCCGGGCUGGAGCUUGCCCAGAGUAUCGUCGGCAACAAGGACAAGGGUGGUGGCGACGAGUUUUACGAGGCCUACCUUGCAGCAGCCAAAAACGGAGCCCUGGUCGUUCCGGGCGAUGUUCAAAUCUCCAGCGCCCUGGACAGCCUCCUGGGGGCCAUCCGCCGCGGCUUCGCCGAGCCUUUAGGGCAGAUGGCUGCAGGAGGAAGUGCACUCGGUCGAGCCUUCGGCGGCAUCGUCGGCCGGCCGGAGUGGCGCGAUCCGGCGGCGGAAGCUGUAGGCGUAGCUGUGCCCGUGGCCCUGGUGGCCGACGGUGGCGGGCGCGCUUUGCCCCUGGCACGGGCGACGGCCGUAGGCGUCAUCGUAGCCAAUGUCGUGUCCUUGGUCAUGGGAGGUAAUGGCAUGAAAGAGAACAUCGAAGGUUUGCAGCGGAUGGACCUGCAAGGCCUCACAGAUGUGGCCUUGGCGUUGUUCGGCCUCGUCUUCUCAUUGAUCGUCGGCGGUGCGUACGUCGUGUCCUUCUUGGAAGCGAGGGACUCACACAUGACACGCAGGCUGCUGGAGACCACCAGCCUCUAUGACAACAUGCGCCGGGACGAUGGCAUGCUCGGCUACAGGUGGGUCAAGAGCUCGUGGGCGGCGACGGCCACUCCUCCAGCAGCGGACGGGACGCAAGAGCUCUCGGACGAGGUCUUCCAGCAAGCCCUCGAAGCUUCUGUGCCGGAAGGCGACGGCACGGAGAAGACGAAAUUUCUCCGGGACCUGCCUGUGCGGCCGAGGCCAGAUGUGAAACCGGCGGCCGGCUCAUGGCUGCCCCUUUUUACUGUGCGGCGGCCGCUCUUCGAGGGGAAGGUCAGGAAGUUUAGCCUUUUUGAGCCCCGCUUCCUGCGCGUCUUCGAUGACCUCAAGGAAGCAGGCCUCGCGAAGCCGGGAUUGCGCAUUGCGGUCGUCUAUGCUCCGCACGGGGUGGAGAGGCCUCUGGGCCUCUGGCAGACGGAGGCGUCUUGGCUUCCUGCUCGGCCGGCGGUGCCGCUGGAAAGCCUGCCGCCCCUGGCGGUGCAGGUGGAAGUCGUGCUGGAGCCAGAGGUCCGUGUGGUCGAGGUGGAGUCAAUCACGGAGGCAGUUGGCGAGGAUGGUCGACGACGAUGGCGCCUUGAAGCCCGAGGCACUUCGGAUACGCUGGCCACCCGCAGCUGCGACAUCUCAGCCGAUGAGUUCGGAGCUUUGUGGCUUGCCGAAGACAAAGGUGCACGAGAGCCCUCUCCUGAGUCCAAGGCUGCGGCAGCAGCGGAGAAGGGCCCCAUCAAAUGUGCGGCUGUGGUCGGGCUGAUGCAUGUGAAUAGCAUGCUCGAGCGUUUGCACGAGGAGGCCGUGGCAGACCCAGCCGCUGUCUAG